Messenger RNA from Pomacea canaliculata, 1822 nucleotides. RefSeq lists its product as uncharacterized. The transcript has 3 exons. The coding region runs from base 564 to 1760 and encodes 398 amino acids. The record is from RefSeq and is a predicted model, not a curated record. NCBI's taxonomy places the organism in Eukaryota, Metazoa, Mollusca, Gastropoda, Architaenioglossa, Ampullariidae.
UAAGUUGUAAUGGUAUGUAUUUAACUUUCCUUUGAUAUAGUAGUACUUUACUUUUAGAUGAUUUGAUUCAUCUACAUUCUUCAUGUGGUAAUUUUACAAGUUUUCAUUGCUAAGCUGUGGUCUGCUGACAUCCAACGGGUUAAAGUGGCCCCAUUAGGGACUUUGCGCGGCACCGGGAAAUCCCAAGGCGAGGGUUUGCCUUUGUUGGAGUCAGCGCGCCAGAGCAAGGACAGACACUCGUGGAUGCGCUCCACCGACAACUAACGACCUCCUUACCUACCUUUUAUGAGUGAAUCACCGAGUUGUGUUUUGCUGUAGCCUCCACUAAGUACAUCUGCUAAUCACGUGCAUGACUACAAAAAAAAAGACCAAAAAAAUCCGUCGCUGACUCCUAAUUUUCUUCGAGUAGGGAGGACAGUAACGAACUCCUAACGACAUGGCUACAGAGCGGUGUUUCCAGUCUCCUUAGAGACCGUUUCCAAAGAGAAGCCAGUCGCCUGGAUUGAUCAUCGAGGUCGGGUGACUGGUCAGGUGCCGUCACAUGACAGGGACCUCUUCUUGGAAUGGAUUGGACUUCACCGGAAGUCAAAGGUCACAACGUGUCGCCCGUUGUUAUGUCAACUGUCGUCAAACAAGCGAGCACUGCUUCGCCAAGGCCGGACAUCGUGGUGACGAAAGCGAUAAUUCACGAAAUGAAAACUUCUGAACGAACGGACCUGAGCAACUCUUCGCCGCAAAGACUAGAAGCACGCGAACGUGCAGUGUCGUCACCAGGUCGUGACCUCGCUCACACGUCCAAGCCGUCUCGAAGUUCUUCCGUCUCUCCUGGUUUCAGAGAUGGGAAAGGAGACGAGCAAGUUUCUGCUUCUAUGGACGGAUGUGAGACAAAUUUAUCAAAAAGGCGCGGUAUUGGGAGUGGUGUUAAACUAUCCACCGAGGUGGAGGAGGAUAUGAAAGGAGUAAAAAGUGCUCACGCCAUUAAGAAACCGCUCAGAACUAGCGUCCGCUUUGCUUGUGACGAAGAGAAGGUCCAAAAGGACGAGAAUGUCGAGCUCUCGUCUGCGAAGUAUCGCCCAGCGGUUAUGACUUUGAAAGAGUUUGAGAACCUGCCUCCUAUGUGGGAGGAGGGAGGACGAUUCAGCUCGCAAUGGGGGGACAACUGUGGGGAGGGUUGGAGUCAACCCUCUCAGACUGCAGGCGACCGCGGCACCAUUGUCCUCCUCGACGUCGAGACGGAGGAGACUGAUCUCGAUGACCCGGAUGAGGUUUUCUCUAAGCGUGAGGAUGACAUCGAGCAGACGCUUCGCGAGAUCUAUAUCUCCCCUUUCCACCCCACAAGUCACCUGCCCCCUGUGUCGCCAUCUCCUGCCACAGGUAAGCAGUCCAGGGUCGACUCUGCAGGCAUCGGUCUCCCGGCGCCAAGCGCACUGGCGAGUCCUCCAAUGGACGACGAAGAGGUCAAAGACGUUGAGGACGUUCCUGAUGGCGCGCGCAGCCUGCAGGAGGUACCACUCAAAAGGAGCAAGAGCAUGCUGCAGCUGGCGGCGGAGCGGGCCGUCAGCGGGUACCGCAGCUGCGACGACGUCGACGCUUACGUGGGUACCCGAAAACCCACUCUCAUCCUCGCUCGAGCGCCCCCUACCCCCUUUGGGAUCCUGCGGAGGAGCAACCGCAAGGAAGUGAAAGGUGUUUCUGCAGGUGUGCGAUGGGCCGACAAUAAGCACCCCGAGCCUGCUCUUUCGGAUGACAUUCAGGCUUAACACCUUUUAUCUUCAAACCUUCUCAACAUGUCGGCGUGAGAGCAACCUGCGAGAGAGAGAAG